CAUCAUGUACAUCUCUCACUUUUUGGCUGAAUAAAAUAAAAAAGAGUAAAUGUAAGCAGGAGUCCAAAAGAGGAAGGGAUUAGGAGCUCGAUUAUCGAGCAUUUUUAGCCUACCUGCACACUGCCUGUGAGAGUGAAAGGAGUGUUACUCACUGUUGCUACGCUCUCCUAUGCAUCUUCCCCCUCUCCUCCUUUGUCGCUCCCUUGUCUCCUCCAUUCCCAAACACGCCAAAAUCCAAUCUCUCUGGGUCUCCACUGCCCCUUUAUAAACCACCCUUCCCAAGCUCUCCCUACUUGUCAUGAUAUUAUCCACUAUUUAAUGAUUUGAGAACCAUGUUGUGAGUUUCUUUAUAGCAGCUUACUCGAGCUUUUUCUUGUUACAUGGCACAGUAAAAAAAGGGUAAAAAAAAAAAAACGAAUUCUUUAUUCAUAGCCUUCUAGUCCCCACUAAUCUUUCUUCUCCAAAAGACCAAAAAUAAAUCCCUUGUGUAGCACUAGCAGCAAUUAUCAGCAUGCAAGCUCCUUCCUUUACCUACAAUGAUAUAUCCCCUAGAGAAAGCUCCUGCCAUGAAGCUGAUGAUCAUGUAGAAGGUGAAGAUUCCAUAGUCUUAUCACUUGGUCCUCCUGGACAAGCCCCACGCAUUUCCAAAUACCCUUUAACAUCACAUCCUUCAAGCUCAACGUCAAGCAAGGUCCCCAGCUGUCCAAACCCUACUAGUACUACCGAGACUGAAAGUGGUGUAACAGUUGCCCUCCACAUUGGUCCACCAACAACAGUUGAGACCAGCUCUAGCAACUCUAAUGACAUUGGUAACAGUCUUGUUGAAGGACAGUACUGGAUUCCUUCACCGGCCCAGAUCCUUGUUGGUCCCACUCAGUUCUCUUGCAGUGUCUGCAACAAAACCUUCAAUAGAUACAACAACAUGCAGAUGCAUAUGUGGGGGCAUGGAUCACAGUAUCGAAAAGGCCCUGAAUCCUUAAGAGGAACGAAACCGGCUUCUUCUAUGCUGAGACUUCCUUGUUACUGCUGUGCUGAGGGUUGCAAAAACAAUAUAGAUCACCCAAGGUCUAGACCAUUGAAGGAUUUCAGAACUUUGCAGACACAUUACAAGCGAAAGCAUGGAGCAAAGCCGUUCGAGUGCCGAAAAUGCGGUAAGCCCUUUGCAGUGAGAGGGGAUUGGAGGACACACGAGAAGAACUGCGGGAAGCUCUGGUUUUGCAUUUGCGGGUCGGAUUUCAAGCACAAAAGGUCGCUCAAAGACCAUGUUCGAGCCUUCGGAGAUGGCCACGCACCACAUACCGUUGAGUAUUGUGAGGUUGAAGUAGAAGAUGAUGAUAACGAUGAUGUUGAUGAUAAUGAUAAUGAUGAUGACAAUGAUGAGGGCAACCAUGCUCCUCUUUUCUUCUAAUAAUUGAUUAUUCUAAGGGUUUAUCAACUUUUGAUCGUUACUAAUUAAGGUUUUAAGAUUGCUUUGCAUGCUUAGUAAAUGAUUCUAUCUAUAGAUGGGAAGGUAGGAUAUGAUGACAAUCCAUUAAUACAGUG
Gossypium raimondii (Peruvian cotton) is the source of this 1542-nucleotide messenger RNA. Its product is annotated as zinc finger protein WIP6. Gene Ontology annotation, molecular function: DNA-binding transcription factor activity. NCBI's taxonomy places the organism in Eukaryota, Viridiplantae, Streptophyta, Magnoliopsida, Malvales, Malvaceae. The coding region runs from base 512 to 1408 and encodes 298 amino acids. The record is from RefSeq and is a predicted model, not a curated record. Gene Ontology annotation, cellular component: nucleus. The transcript has 2 exons. Gene Ontology annotation, biological process: regulation of gene expression; anatomical structure development.